GGUGUUCGGGUUAGAACCUCUCCAUUUGGAAGAUUCUGCAUCGCAUCGGUGCGCAGCUGCCACUGGAUUUGCUCGCAAGGGUGCAGAUGGCGCUGGAGCAGGAGAGGGAUGACGAAGACGACGUUCCCGACGUGGCAGGUGCUGGGCCUGCUGGCGAAGGGGGGGGAGGUGGGAUUGUUGAUCAGCCUGAGGAGCCACGUGGUGGGGAGGGCGAGGAGGGAUUGGAUGAGGGGACGAGGGGUGUUGUGACAGGAGGAUCCGACGGUGGAGGGAGGCCAGGGUCCUCGCAGGCUGUCAUGCAGGUCGCCCGCACACGCAGGCCAGGGAGGCAGAUGAGCAUCAAGAGGUACGUGAAGAACCCAAGGCAGGAGGAGAUUGACAACUCCUGCUGCGAGUUCUUCGUGAGAACGCGAUCUCGUUCAACGUCGCUAAGAGCAGGAGCUUCAAGAAGUUCAUGCGGGCACCGGUCGAAGCCUGUUUUCAUCAAGUGCGAGGAUCUUAACGAGGGGGACAAGGAAUCCGCAACCGUCGUUGCCGGAUGGAAGCGGUUCUUCAGGGAGUGGGGGGUGGAGAAGAUCACGGCUGUCUGCACGGACUUUUUUGCGGGCAACACAAGUGUUGCGAGGAUGCUGAGGGAGGACCCUGAGUUCAACCAGAUAUAUUGGAUCCCUUGCACCGCUCACUGCAUGGACCUUCUCAUGCACGACAUUUGCAAAAAGAAGUGGACGACCGAGAUCAUCAGUAAGGCGAACAGAGUGGUCAACUUCUUCCGGGUUCACAGGUGGCCCAGAUCAACGCUGAGAACGACACUUGUGAAGUUCCCAGACUUGAAAUGCAGUUGCCUCCUCCGACCGACGCAGACGAGGUUUGGGACUCGCUACGUGAUGCUGCAGCGGCUGGAGGUCUGCGAGAAGGCCAUUAGACGGAUUGUCGCAGGGGCCUUCUGGGCUGACGUCAGGAAGCUGACUGCCGUUAUGAAGAGGCCCUAUGACGUGUUUUGCGAGGUGGACAAAGAUGUUCAUUGCUUGUCGCUUAUUUACGAUAUGGCUUGUCGACUGCCCGACUUCGUCCGAUCAGCCCCCCUUAUGGCAGAGCAGCGAGACGACAUUCUCAGGGACGUCGGGAACAGGACAGACAUGCUGCUCAGCCCCAUCCAUGUUGUUGCUCGCCUGAUGGAUCCUCAAUGGAGAGACAUUACUGUAUUCAUUGAUGUCAACCUCAUGACACAAUUUGAGGGUGUGGUCGAGAGGCUCAUUGGAAAGAAGGGAAGCACCAGAUUCGACGAGUGCAUGGACCAACUUUACGAUUUCCAGUUCGGGAGAGGAGUCCUCGGCACCCCACAGGCGAAGAAACGGGCUACGGAGGACACUGCGGUUUUGUGGUGGGAGGCGCACGGGGCGGGGCAUCCAGAGAUCUGCGAGUUGGCUAUCAGGGUGUUGUCGAUCUGGACGACUUCCUCUCCUGCUGAGAGGAACUGGAGCACUUGAGCUCUGGUGCAGACGAAGUGCAGGAACAAGUUGCACCACCAGCGCACCAACAAAUUGGUGUCCUCACA
Chara braunii is the source of this 1555-nucleotide messenger RNA. Lineage: Eukaryota; Viridiplantae; Streptophyta; Charophyceae; Charales; Characeae. The record is from the annotation of a GenBank genome assembly.